Chenopodium quinoa (quinoa) is the source of this 1104-nucleotide messenger RNA. RefSeq lists its product as uncharacterized. The coding region runs from base 1 to 1104 and encodes 367 amino acids. NCBI's taxonomy places the organism in Eukaryota, Viridiplantae, Streptophyta, Magnoliopsida, Caryophyllales, Amaranthaceae. Gene Ontology annotation, molecular function: protein dimerization activity. The transcript has 3 exons. The record is from RefSeq and is a predicted model, not a curated record.
AUGGGUAUUGUUUUAAGGUUUGUUGACAUAAAUGGUUAUUUACGAGAGCGGUUUUUUGAGCUAGUACAUGUCAAAUAUACAACUUCCAAGGAUCUUAAAGAAGAAAUUUCUAUGGUUUUAUCUAACCAUGAGUUGAGCAUUCAAAACCUUAGAGGGCAAGCUUAUGAUGGUGCUAGUAAUAUGCGAGGAGAAUGGAAUGGCUUAAAGGCUUUGUUCAUGGAAGAACGUCACUAUGCUUAUUAUGUACAUUAUCUAGCACAUCAAUUACAAUUAGCUCUUAUUGCUACAGCAAGGGAAGUAGCCGAGGUUCAUGAUUUUUUUAAAGAUUUAAUUUUCAUUGUUAACGAUGUUAGCUCUUCUUCUAAGCGUCAUGAUGAGUUACAAGCUAGCCAAAUAGCUGAAUUAGAGAAUUUAAUUGAGAUUGAGGAGGUUGAAACAGGAAAAGGAUUAAACCAAAUUGGUACGUUGCAACGUCCUGGGGAUACUAGAUGGAGCUCUAAUUAUAAGUCGAUUUAUAGUCUAUUAAAAAUGUACAAUGCUACUCGCUCAAUCCUUGUAAAAAUAGCCAUUGAUCGUCGGGUUACUUAUUCUGAAAUAAUUCAAUCUCGACGCAACAAAGAUACCAUAACAGUGGAGCAUCAUUAUCGGGUGGAUGUGUUUAAUGCAGUCGCGGAUAAGCAAUUGCAAGAGCUAAAUAGUCGCUUUAGUGAACGAACAACAGAGCUACUUACUUUAAGUGCGUCUUUGAGUCCUAUUAAUGGAUAUAAACACUUUAAUGUGGAAAAUAUUUGUCUCCUUGCAGAGAAAUACUAUCCCGAGGACUUUUCAGAAAGUUUGUUGGAGACUAGGAAAUCAGUUGCUUAUCCAUUAGUUGAUAGAUUGAUUCAACUUAUUUUGACCCUUCCGGUUAGCACAACAACUACAGAAAGAGCUUUCUCGGCAAUGAAAAUUGUGAAAACUUGUCUUCGAAAUAAGAUCGAAGAUGACUUUCUUUUUGAUUACUUUCUAGUGUAUAUCGAAAAGGAGAUUGCUGGAAAAUUCGAAAUAAAGUCGAUCAUAGAUGACUUUUAUUCUAUGAAACCUAGGAGAGCUCGUGUUAAGUGA